Molecule: messenger RNA, 1659 nt
Organism: Daucus carota subsp. sativus
Lineage: Eukaryota; Viridiplantae; Streptophyta; Magnoliopsida; Apiales; Apiaceae
Exons: 2
Coding region: 1-1659 (552 amino acids)
Source: RefSeq, a predicted model, not a curated record
AUGUCGAAUAACAGACUACAAUCAUAUUCUCCGUUCACUACUGCUAUGAAGUUGCCUGUUGAAACAAAAUUCCAGCUUCCAGCACCAAUUCCAACUUGGCCCUCAGGCACAAGUUUUGCAAGUGGAGUAAUUGAUCUUGGAGCAUUGCAUGUUUCCCAAAUCACAUCCUUAAACAAAAUUUGGGCUACUUAUGAAGGAGGGCCGGAUAAUCUUGGUUCAACGUUUUAUGAGCCAGAGUCGAUCCCAAAAGGAUUUUAUAUGCUUGGUUGCUAUGGCCAACCAAAUAACCAGCCUCUCUACGGAUGGGUUCUUGUUGCUAAGGAUGUUUCUUUACCUGUUGAGCCACCAGGGCUCGCGUUACCAACUGAUUACACACUUGUUUACUCUACUAAGCCUGAUCAUGUUGUCCAAAGUGGCGUCGGCUACAUUUGGCUUCCAGUUGCACCUUAUGGCUACUCAGCUAUAGGCUACAUUGUCACGGCCUCACCAGAGAAGCCUUCCCUUGAUAAGGUCCGCGUUGUUAGAUCAGAAUUAACCGAGGCAGUUGAAAAGGACAUGAACAAUUGGAUUUGGGGAAGAGACAGAUUCAAUAUAUAUGGCUCAAGACCGGUGGAUAGAGGAACUAAGGCCCUUGGAGUGUCCAUGGGAACAUUUAUUCUUCAAGAGGAUAAAUUAUCCUGCUUGUCAAACCUGAACUUGAGUUAUCCUAGUAUGCCGAAUUUGAACCAAGUUGAAGCACUAAUUGAAGCUUAUUCCCCUAUGGUAUACUUUCAUCCUGAAGAGAAAUACUUCCCCUCUAGAGUAAGCUGGUUUUUCCAAAAUGGAGCAUUGCUUUAUAGGAAAGGGCAAGAAUCUAGUCCAGUCCGAAUUGCACAAAAUGGCUGGAACCUCCCUCAAGAUGGCUCCGACGAUGGUGCCUAUUGGAUAGACCUCCCACGAGACGAAGCCUCAAGUGAAGGCCUCAAGAGGGGUGAUCUGCAAGAUGCUUACUCCUACUUGCACGUAAAGCCUGCUCUUGGUGGCACAUUUACAGACAUUCAAGUGUGGCUGUUCUACCCUUUCAAUGGUCCUGCAAAAGUUAAAAUUGGGUGGAUUACUAUUACAUUGGAUCAAGUUGGAGAGCAUGUCAGUGACUGGGAGCAUGUCACACUAAGAAUCAGUAAUUUCAAUGGCGAGUUAAGAAGCGUUUACUUUUCUAAACAUGGUAAAGGGGACUGGGUAAGUUCCUCGGGUCUUAAGUUUGAGAGCAAUAACAAGCCUGUGGUCUAUUCAUCGCGGUAUGCUCAUGCUUCAUACCCUAUAGAUGGAACAUUCACACACAGGGUUGCAGCAGAAAAGAUUUUUGCCGGGGCAAUAAAUGAGACCUCAGGAAGUGACUACAAGAUGGACACUGGUGCGCGUUAUUGGAUAGUUGGGGCGGACUAUUUGGGGGGCUUUGGCAUUGUGCAACCACCAUGGCUAAAUUUCGCGAGGCAAUGGGGUCCCAAGAAGGACUUUAAGGUGGAAGUUGUUUUGAAAGGACUCGAAAAAUUGGUGCCUUCUGUGCUCUGGAAGAAGUUAGAGCAGUUUCUGAGAAGUCUUGCUCCAGAGCUAUUAGGUGAAGAAGGACCUUCCGGGCCAAAAUGGAAAGAUUCUUGGAGUGGGGAUGAAAGGGCUUAG